This is a messenger RNA of Monodelphis domestica (gray short-tailed opossum), 4365 nucleotides long. It is a transcript of the gene HIBCH, whose product is annotated as 3-hydroxyisobutyryl-CoA hydrolase. Gene Ontology annotation, cellular component: mitochondrion. The record is from RefSeq and is a predicted model, not a curated record. Lineage: Eukaryota; Metazoa; Chordata; Mammalia; Didelphimorphia; Didelphidae. Gene Ontology annotation, molecular function: 3-hydroxyisobutyryl-CoA hydrolase activity. Gene Ontology annotation, biological process: L-valine catabolic process.
GAUUUUGGAUGUAGACAGAACAUUCCUCUGGCAAGGGGUCCUCCAGAAUGAAAUGCUCAAGUAUUGUUCUGGGGAUAAUUAAGUUUCAAACAUAACAAUAUAUGUAUUUGGAGUUAAUUUAGUUAUUAAAAUGUCCAUUAAGAGCCAAAUAUAAAGAGGUUUUGGGAAUACAAAUACUAAAACAAAAUAUAGUCCUUGCCCUCAAGGAGCCCACAUGUGCAUGCAACUUGUAAACAGACAAGUUAUGCAUCACAUAACUCUCAGUUCAGUCUCUCCAGACCAGAUUGAGUUGGGAGGCUCAUAGCAGAUACCAUGGCAGAACUGACCAGUUUGGUAAUCCCUUUGAAUUUGGUUUUAAAAGCUUAUGGAAAGGUAGAAGAGGCAUUAGAUCAUCAGUAUUAGUGAUAUAUUAUAAAAAAAGAAAAUCAAAUAGCCACAACAUUCUUUUUUUGGUGUAAUUAAUGAUGGCAACUGGUAUAGGCUGAGGAAGAGAUUCUGAUCCAUUAAGAAAGACAGGAGAACAGCCUCUUUGUUGUUCUUCAAACAAGACAUUUCAUUUCUUGACUCUGGGCAUUUUUACUGGCAUUCCCUAUAGAUGAAAUACUCCUCUCCCUGGACUCCCUGGCUUCUUUCAAAUCUGAGGUAAAAUCCUAUCUUUCCCAAUCCUCCUUAAUGCUAGAGCCUUCUUUUUGUUGUUCAUCUUCAAUUUGUCCUUUAUAUAUCUUGUUAGGACAUGGUUUGGUGAUUUCCAGGCACUUUGCCUUUUGAUUUAACACUGGACUUCAGUAACUCAGGAAGCGAGAAUGUGAUUGACAACUUUGUGCAAAGGUCUUAUAUUCAAUUUAUGAGCAAGUCAAGAAAUCAGCCCACAAGGGGGCAGAUGGGUGGUUCAGUGGAUUGAGAGCCAGGGCUAGAGAUUGGAGGUCCUAGGUUCAAACCUGGUUGUGUGACCCUGGGCAAGUCACUUAACCCCCAUUGCCUAGCCUUUACCACUCUUCUGCCUUGGAACCAAUACACAGUAUUGAUUCUAAGACCAAAGGUAAGGGUUUAAAAAAAAAAGAAAGAAAUCACCCCAGUCAUUGGUCCUCUUAAAAAAUGAAGGAUGAACAAAAUUGUUGUUUGUAUGCCAUCUCCCUAUUAAAUUGUGAGUUCCUUGAGAGCAGGAACCUUUUUUGGUUUUCUUAGUGUCUCUAGACUGGGUGACACAGGAGACUUAUUUCUGAUUCAUCACAGACCAAAGAUAAGGAGGAACAGACAAUGUUCCAGUAUGAAGUCCUAUAUGCAUGGGAGGCUUACUAAUAUCAUACCCCUAAUUAAGUGCAAGUUUUCAUUAACAGGAGCUAUGUGGUAAAAGCUAUUGUUGUAUAGACAUUUCCCUAAAUCUAACCACAAGUCCUUAAAGCAAACCUGAAGUGAGGCCAGGCAAUACCAAUUGCCUGAGGAGUAACUGUACUCCACACAACUGAAGCUAUCUAUCAUGCCUCUUCUAGGUGAGGUACCUUGUGCUUUUUUUAUACAUGAUCAUGCUACAUGUGAAGAGUUUCCACUACUUUUCUUGCAUCUUUACAAUGACAGUGAGGAGGAAGGGAGAAAAUAUUAAGAACUAAGAAUCUGGAAAAGUUUUCAUCAAGACCUUGGUUAUCACUUAAACUCUCUAAGCCUCAGUAUCCUUAUCUAUGAUAUGAGGAGUUGGACUCACUGACUGCUAAAAUCCCUUCUAGCAAGGGAUGUUGUAGAGAAAACAAUCUGAUGGUAUAUAACUGGAUUAGGAGAGUGUAGAGUUGAGGGUGAAUCCAAGAUAGCAAAUUUGAGUUACUAGAAGGAUAGUGAUACACUCAACUAAAACAGUGAAUGAAACAGUUCAAACAAUACAGUUUUUGGUAAAAUUACUUUAUCAUUGUUACUGUUAUUACCCACUUCAUAUAUAUAUAUAUAUACUCACAUGAAUUUACUUAAUAUUUUCAUGUCAAAUAAGAUAGCUCAGCUCAAGUGCCACCUUCCUAAAAGCUAUCGUUUCUUGAGCCCUACUUGCUACUGCCUUGCCCUCUCUGACUGCUUUACAUGUUUUUUGAAUUUCAUUUCACUAAUAUAUAUUAUUUCCCCUCAAAUUGAAUGCAAGCUCCAAGAAGCCAGUAACUUUAAUUUUUGUUAUUGUAUUCUCCAAGAUUAACACACUGCUCGCUACAAAGUUGGGGCUUAUUGCUUGUUUAAUGAAUAUCAUCAUAAUUUUUGGUAUUAAUAUAAUAGGCAAAGUUAUAAAAAAGCAGCAGCAAUAAAACUACUUUGAUAUUUUGAAAGAGGACAACUAUCUAGGGAUGUGGGACUACUACAAGAAACUUAAAUAUGGAGGCAGUGCCUUGCUACAUUGGAGAAGAGAGGGGUCUACCUCAGAUGCUUCAGUCCUGUAGCAAACCACACAGAAAAGAUUUACUUUUAUUUCUCUAUUUUUAAAAAAAUUAAAUAAUUUUAUUUUCCCCCAAUUGUAUGUAAAAAUCAAUAUUUAACAUUCAUUCUAAAAAUUUUGAGUUCCAAAUUCUCUCCCUCCCUUCUUCCCUUCUCCCUUUCCUGCAAUAGUAAGCAAUUUGAUACAGAUUAUACAACACAGUAACAUUUGCAAGGAGUUUUCAGGGUACUCUGGGCCCAACCCGCCCAAAACGUAGAGAGGCCUCACCCAAACAAGCUAAAUCCCGCCCAGCUCCUCCGCGUCGCUCGUCAAUUUCCUUGCACCACCCCAUUCCUUCAUCUGCCGCCGCCACCACCUCGACUCCUUUACAAGAUUUCUGCUCCGCCCUCUCCCGUACGCAUUUCCUCUAAGGACCCUCUUCCUACUUUACCGCGAGUAUCCGUUAGAAGAGUUCGACAAACUUCUGCUCUAGGCUUUUUGGAGGACCGAUCUUCUCUAAUGCCCCAGUGACGGCUCUUCGCUUCUCUGUUCUCUAGAGGUGACGUGAUCAUUUAGCGUUUCCGGGCUCAGAGUGUUGCUGAUAGGUGUCCUCAGCAUGGGGUUUUCCGAGGUCCUCAGGCCGGUGUCCAGGUUCAAUUCAUUCAAAAGGACACAAAUCAUACUGCAGCAUUUAAGAAUGUCUAGUCACACAGACUCAGAACCAGAAGUGUUGUUGGAAAGAAAAGGCUGUGCCGGAGUGAUAACAUUAAACAGACCAAAGGCUCUGAAUUCAUUGAAUAUUUCCAUGAUUCGACAGAUUUAUUUACAGUUAAAGAAAUGGGAAGAAGAACCAGAAACUUCUUUGAUAAUUAUGAAGGGUGCUGGAGGAAAGGCUUUUUGUGCUGGAGGUGAUGUCAAAGCAAUAGCAGAGGCAGGUAAGGCAAAAGAGAAAUGGAUUCAGGACUUCUUCAAAGAAGAGUAUACUCUGAACCGUGCUAUUGGUACUUAUCAGAAGCCUUAUGUUUCAUUUAUUCAUGGAAUUACAAUGGGUGGAGGUGUUGGUGUCUCAGUUCAUGGGGAUUUCCGAGUGGCUACAGAGAAAACACUUUUUGCUAUGCCAGAAACAGCAUUAGGACUUUUCCCUGAUGUGGGUGGAGGUUAUUUUCUACCACGGCUUCCAGGAAAACUUGGUUACUUCCUUGGACUCACAGGAUUCAGAUUGAAAGGCAGAGAUGUACAAAAAGGAGGAGUUGCUACACACUUUGUAGACUCUGACAAGUUGACUAUGCUGGAGGAAGAUUUGUUGGCCCUGAAAUCUCCAUCAAAAGAAAAUGUGGCAGAAGUCUUGGAUUCUUACCAUAAAAAGUGUGAAGUUAAUCAAGAUAAACCUUUUGUACUUGAGGAACACAUGAAUAAUAUUAACAGCUGGUUUUCAGCAAGCACUGUGGAACAAAUCAUUAAGCAUUUGGAAGAUGAUGGUUCACCUUUUGCACUUGAGCAAUUGAAGAUAAUGAAAAAAAUGUCUCCAGCCUCCUUAAAGAUCUCAUUAAGACAGUUGAUAGAGGGGUCUUCAAAGAACUUAACGGAAGUGUUAAUUAUGGAAUAUAGGCUGAGUCAAGCAUGCUUGAGAGGCCAUGACUUUUAUGAAGGCGUUCGAGCAAUUUUGGUUGACAAGGACCAGAACCCCAAGUGGAAACCUGCUAAAUUAGAAGAAGUAACUGAUGAAUUUGUGAAUGAAUGCUUUAAGUCAUUGGGAAGCAAUGAUCUCAAAUUUUAACUGCAAUGACUGACCUUUCUCAGAGUUUCUUAUGAACAGAUAAGUAAGAAAAAUGGAAGGUAGACUCUUUGGGACUAGAAAAUCAGCUUAAUUUGAUAUGGCAGUCCUUUUCCCCCUAUGAUUAUAUGAUAAUCUAUUCAUUUAUUAUCUUGUAUAGCAUUACAUAUAGACCAUACUGAAUAAAGAUUCUUCGGAAAAAAAAAAA